GAAGAGACUCUUUGUCUAUCAUUACCGUCACUACCAUCCAGCCGCAGUGUGGGUAGACGACCAAGGUUAAACACUUCUUCAGCCAAACUCCCCGCCUAAUCGAUCGCGUGAUCGCGAGAUAAGUUUUGAAGAUGCGACAAAAAACACUGACUCUUGUGGUCUUCCUAGCACUGUGGAGCACCGUUAGUACCAGUGAACUGCUCGACUUGAGCUGCGACGAUGACAAAGAGUGCGAAAUGUACAAUAGCAGUGCCGUCAAGAGCACGUGCUCGACCGGUACUUGCCACUGCGAACUGGUAAACGGCGGUAAUCAAACCGAUUGCAAACCGGUGGUCACCAAAGCAUCCAAUCAAAUCGGAGGACCAUGUCCCUGCAUGGCGGAGAAUUCGUACUGUAACGAGAAAACCAAAUUAUGUAUUUGCAAAGAGGGAUUUAUUCCGAGCCGGGAGGCCAAGCGGUGCAUGAGCAAAUCCGUUGAACUGGGAAAAACCUGCGAGAUCGAUGAACAGUGCAUUGUUAACGAUCACUUCUCGCAUUGCGAUGACUCGCACUUGAAUUGUACCUGCUCCAACCACUUCGUCAUCUAUCAGAAGAAGUGUCAUUCGAUAAUCGCAACGACAGAGAAGUUCUGUCAACAGGACAAGGACUGCACGAACCAAACGGCCAACUCCAUAUGCCACGAAAAGCAAUGCAUCUGCGCGGGAGGAUUUGUGGCGAACGCAGAGAACACCACCUGUCUGCCGGUGGUUCACUACGAACAGGAGUGUAGCGAUUCGAACCAAUGCAUCGCCCAGCUGGGUAUCGGAUCGCUGUGCAGCGAAGGGAAAUGUGUUUGCAACGAGCAGUACUAUCCGUUCCCGAUGGAUGCCCAGAAUAGCACCGACAAGGAACACAAGAUACACGUGCUGUGCAAGAGGAGAGUCUCGCACGGUGAGAGCUGUAACGAAGAUAAGGAGUGCUACCAGUUCCAUCGUGGCCCCCAUGAGCAGACAAUGGAGUGCUUCAUGAACGAGUGUGUUUGCACUCAUGGAUUCUACGAGAAAGGAGGCAUCUGCAUCAGUCACAGCGGCUCUUCAGCGAUUAAUGUGUCAUCUUUAGUAGCAAUCUUGGCGUUGCUAGCUGCUUUCUAUUCGAAACAAUCAUUCACCUGUUGAAUAGUUCGUAUAUAUGUGUAUAUUCAAAGUGUAUGUUAAAUUGUUGAUUUAUUUUCCUCAAUAAAUAUUUGUUUCGCAA
Molecule: messenger RNA, 1233 nt
Organism: Aedes aegypti (yellow fever mosquito)
Lineage: Eukaryota; Metazoa; Arthropoda; Insecta; Diptera; Culicidae
Product: tenascin
Exons: 6
Coding region: 132-1154 (340 amino acids)
Source: RefSeq, a predicted model, not a curated record